Molecule: messenger RNA, 973 nt
Organism: Oryza brachyantha (malo sina)
Lineage: Eukaryota; Viridiplantae; Streptophyta; Magnoliopsida; Poales; Poaceae
Product: DNA repair protein XRCC3 homolog
Exons: 2
Coding region: 22-894 (290 amino acids)
Biological process (GO): t-circle formation; telomere maintenance via recombination; resolution of mitotic recombination intermediates
Cellular component (GO): replication fork; Rad51C-XRCC3 complex
Molecular function (GO): ATP-dependent DNA damage sensor activity; four-way junction DNA binding; ATP binding
Source: RefSeq, a predicted model, not a curated record
CCCUCGGCGAGCUCGCCGGCGAUGCGGCCGGCGGCGCCGGCCAGGCAUCCGUCCGCCUCGUCCUCCUCUUACAGACAGCAAGAGCCGCGCGCGGAGAACCCCCUCCUCCUCCUCCCCUCCUCCCGCGCCGCCAAGCUCUCCCUCGGCUGCCCCGUCCUCGACCGCCUCCUCUCCGGCGGCCUCCCCGCCGCCUCCGUCAUCGAGAUCGCCGGCGAGUCCGCCUCCGGGAAGACCCAGCUCUGCCUCCAGCUCGCGCUCCUCGCGCCCCUUUCCCCGCUGUCCGCCUCCUGCCUCUUCCUCCACUCCGACCUCCCGUUCCCCCUCCGCCGCCUCCGCGGCCUCGCCCCCAAAUCCCGCCCCGACCUCCUCGACCACGUCCUCGUCGCGGCGGCCCACUCCCCUUCCGACCUCAUCUCCCUCCUCUCCCGCGCGCAGCGCCUGCUCGACCACCCUGGCGGCUCCCCGCGCCGCCUCCCCGUCCGCCUCAUCCUCAUCGACUCCAUCGCCUCCCUUUUCCGCGCCGACUUCGACGCCUCACCCGCCGACCUCAAGCGCCGGUCCGCGCUGUUCUUCCGGAUAUCCGCGAAACUGAAGGAGCUGGCGCACAGGCACCAGUGCGUGGUGGUGGUAACCAACCAGGUGGUGGACGUGGUGGAGGGGGAGGCCGGGAACACGGUGGCGUGGUCGUCGGGGCGGCGGGUGAGCCCCGCACUGGGGCUCGCCUGGGCCAACUGCGUCAACACUAGGCUGUUCCUGACACGGGAUGCGGAUGGCAGCGUCAACACUCGGCGGAUGAAGGUGGCAUUUGCACCACACCUGCCGGAGAGGGCCUGCGAGUUUGUGAUACGGAGAGACGGCGUGUUCGGUGUCGAGCCGUCAGAAAGGUGCAGCUGAAAUUCAUGGAUGAGCAGAUGGACAACGAGGAGCUCAACCUAAGUUUGUCGCUCCAGCCAUCAUAUCCUUCAAGGUUUCG